Molecule: messenger RNA, 990 nt
Organism: Eubalaena glacialis (North Atlantic right whale)
Lineage: Eukaryota; Metazoa; Chordata; Mammalia; Artiodactyla; Balaenidae
Gene: TSPAN32
Product: tetraspanin 32
Exons: 9
Coding region: 1-990 (329 amino acids)
Cellular component (GO): membrane
Source: RefSeq, a predicted model, not a curated record
AUGGGGCCUUGGAGUCGAGUCAGGGUGGCCAAAUGCCAGAUGCUGGUCACCAGCCUCUUUGUCUUGCUACUGGGCCUCGCUAUGGCCACCACGGCAGUGCUCACCUACCUCGGGCCCCACUUUGCUGUCAUCGGCCACGCGUCCUCAGAGAGGACCCCCUACGAAGUUUUGCACCUCUGGGCCUUCUCCACAGGAAUCAUCCUGGCCGGGCUCCUGACCCUGGGGGCUGUGCUGAGUGCUGCAGCCACUGUGAGAGAGGCCGGGGGCCUCAUGGCUGGGGCCUUCCUGUGCUUUGCCCUGCUGUUCUGCACCCUGGUACAGGUGGCCUUCUGGAGACUCCACAACCCCACGCAGGUGGAGGAUGCUGUGUUGGACGCCUACGAUCAGGUGUACGAGCAGGCGGUGAAGAGCUCGUCAGGAAUCUGGCGGCAGGAGCUGGUGGCCAUCCAGGACAUGUUUCAGUGCUGUGGUAAGAGCCCCCCCCUCGGCCUCCCGGAGGGCUCGGAGGCUGACCUGUGUCGGGGGCAGGAGGCCGCCAGACAGGACUGCCUGCAGGGGAUCAGGAGCUUCCUGAGGUUGCACAGGAACGUCGUCUCCGCCCUGAUCAGCCUCGGCCUCGCCUCCAUGGUGUACGUGAUGCUGCUCAGCGCCUUCCUCUGGUUUGCCAUCCGCUCGGGCAAAUACACCCUGAGCCCACGGGCCCGUGGCUGCCAGCCCCAGGAGCCCCACUUCUACAGACGCUGCCAGGAGGGGCCCGUCCCUCAUCACCCGUCUGAAGCAGAUGCUCUCAGGGGCCGUCGGGGUCCAAGCAGUCACUCGGGUCACCCUCCGCUGCUCCAGGACACCCACCCGCCUACACACAGGAGCAACAGAGACGCUCCGGCCUCGGCCCACACGCAUUCCUUACCAGGACGGGAUGAGCUAUUUUCCUCCACAUGGUGGUGGGAUGGGGAGGGAGGGGACCCCACCAGACAAGCAGCCUCCAUGUAA